UCAAACCCUUAGAACCUGAUCCGGUUCAUACCGGCGGAGGGACUGCUGCUGUUCUUGUUGUUGACCAUGCAUGUGUCUUCGUAUCUGCUGUCCGCUACUCCAACUUCCAUUAGGUUCCACCUGACCUGUCGAGAUGCUGGCGAGUGGAGUCACCUAUGGCGUCAUGGCCGCAACUCUCAUCGCCGUCGCUGCCUACGCUAUCGUUAUGAGUCGACACCUGAAAAUCAACUCGGUUAAGAACUUUGUCAGCGCAAGGAACUCAACGUGAACCCUCCGUCUGGCCUGGUGCCUUUUCUCGGCUGGUAUCGGCGCAGGAGCUCUCUUUUCGUUCCCUCAGAUUGGCGUAGAUGCUGGAUCGUGGGGUGUGAUCGGCUACACGUUAUCUGGAGUCAUCGGAAUGAUAGUAUUGGCACAAGUCGGGCCAUACACACGCUCUGCACUGGGCGAAAAUGUCACCAUGACGGACGUGGUCUCGAACCGCUUCGGCUACAUCAUGCAGGUGUACGUGGGCUUCAUCUCCAUGUUCUACCAGUUCAUCUGUCUGGCCUCCGAGUACACGUCCAUCGCGCAGCUUACAACGAUGAUGUCACCGAACGCACACCCGAUCGUAACGAUCUUGAUCGUGGCCUUCCUCACGAACCUCUACCUCGUUAUCGGAGGUCUUCGUGCCAGUCUUGCCACUGACGUGUGGCAAGGCAUUGGAGUCGUCGCUCUGGUGGCUGUGGUGUGCAUUGCCAUGUUCUUCCACGUCUCAAUCCCUGAGGGUGCGUGGUCAAGUACCAACGUUGCAGCCUUCACCACUGCUGGCUUCGAGACGCUGGUGACGCUGGUCAUUGCAGUGACGGCGUCCAAUCUCUUCUUCACGGGCUUCUGGCAACGUGUGUAUGCCGCUUACGACGACAGUACCCUUCGCAAGGCUGCAUACAUUGCCAGUAUCAUCAUUGCGCUGUUCACGGUGGCACUCGCGAUGGCCGGUAUGGUUUCGUAUCUCGCGUAUCCGGACGGUCCUCUGUUCUUCGCAGUGCUUAUCGACAUGGGACGUGGCUGGCAAGUUCUCAUCGUUGUGGUCAUCGCCAUGCUGUCAAGUGGAGUGUCCGACUCGAUUCAAAUGGGUCUGGCUGCUGAGCUCACGACGUGCUUUCCCAAGCUCUCGCUGUUGCACGCACGUGUCAUCUGUGUGCUGCUUAACGCGCCGGCUAUCGCGAUCGGAUACCAGCAGUACGAUAUUCUGACGCUCUACUUGAUCGCCGACUUGUUGUGCACGGCUGCUGUGGGGCCCAUGCUGCUUGGCACGUGGAAGCGCGCUACUCGCACUGGAGCUCUGGCUGGCAGUGCUGCUGGAUUGGCCACCAUUUUCAUCUGCGGGGUGAUCGCACAGGGAAAGUUUGUGGGUGGCUUCAACUGGUUCAUCUUGCCCGAAGGUCUCUACUCGCAGAACAGCAUGAUCACGUUCAUCGUGACGCUCAUCAUUCCGCCCGUUGUGACUGUGGGUGUGUCGUUGCUGACUGAACCGAAGACGAACGAAGGGGCCCGAGACAACAGCUACCUGCUUGAACACUCUCCCGUCCAAGAGGCCUCCAAACUCUAAACAGGAGAUCUUCUUAGCAGCUUACCACAAGCGCUUGUUUAUCAUUUCUCAAGUAAUGAUAAAUCACAGCAAAACAAAAUCAUUCUUGUCAUUCUUUUCAAUUGUUGCCAAAGCUUUGGGGCUAAAAGUACCAACGGCAAAGUUGCCGAAAGAGAGAAAAGGAAAUGGGAAGAGCUGUAACCGUGUACUACGUAGUACUACGCAAGCAGCAGGAAUGUGGGAAACAAUGCAGAGGAUGAAGCUUAACAUCACUUGCAAUUCUUUUCCGCGACUAUGGAGUUGUGGAGGGUAGUGACUCAUGUAAACGCGUAACGUGAACGCCUCACAAUUAAACUAGUUGCCGACCGAAGACUGUGGAGAAUGAUAAAUCUAGCAUGAAGAUACCAAAGCC
Phytophthora nicotianae INRA-310 is the source of this 1979-nucleotide messenger RNA. RefSeq lists its product as hypothetical. Gene Ontology annotation, biological process: transmembrane transport. The transcript is spliced from 4 exons. Gene Ontology annotation, molecular function: transmembrane transporter activity. Gene Ontology annotation, cellular component: membrane. The coding region runs from base 398 to 1588 and encodes 396 amino acids. The record is from RefSeq and is a predicted model, not a curated record. NCBI's taxonomy places the organism in Eukaryota, Oomycota, Peronosporomycetes, Peronosporales, Peronosporaceae.